This is a messenger RNA of Mesorhabditis spiculigera, 1221 nucleotides long. Lineage: Eukaryota; Metazoa; Nematoda; Chromadorea; Rhabditida; Rhabditidae. The record is from the annotation of a GenBank genome assembly.
AUGGCCAGCGGCGGAGGAGCGACGAAGGCGACGCCGAGGGGUGGACACCACAAAAGGGGCUCCGUCGACGAUCCGGGUCUGGACCCUGGGCAGAGCUGCAAGAGCUUCAAACAGAGUGUCAGAGAAGCGAAGAAAGCGUCGACACCCCGCGUCAAGCCGAGCACGAAGACCGCCGAAGACGACAACAAGGAGGACGGCACUCAGAGGCAAAGGGCCGCCAAAGCCAAGACCAGCAGCACCACUGCAGCCGGCACUCCGACCCUGUCAAAGGACAACAAAGCCAAAGCCGCGCAAGCAAAGAAGGCGAACGUCGCCAAGUUCACGCCCGAACAGGACGCGGUCGCCGCCAAGUUCUGCAACUUCCUCAAUACGACGUCGGCCGAGCAGAUUCUCGGUGAAUUCGAGUCGCUGCAGAGGUACGAGCCGAGCAAAGUCGACGCGGAUGCAUGCAAAAAGAAUGGCGACAAGAAUAGAUACGGGGACGUUAACUGCUAUGAUGCGACCCGCGUUGUGCUGAAGACUGAUUUCGGGAACUACACAGCGGCCGACGGCGACUACAUCCACGCCAACUGGAUCUCCUAUGAUUACAUGGAGCGCAAAUUCAUCGCUACCCAGGGCCCGAAAGACAACACCAUCGAAGAUUUUUGGCGUAUGGUCUUUCAGGAAAACGUGGCGGCCAUCAUCUCGGUGUGCAAAUUUGUCGAAGAAGGCCAGUCCAAAUGCGCCGAAUAUUUCCCGGCGAAGGCGGGCGACUUCAAGAACUACGGCAAGAUGUUCGUCAAUAACAAGAAGGUCGACGACAUCGUGCACACGCUGGAAGUGUUGCCCGACGGCUGCUCGAAUUCCAUCAUCACCAAGCUGAUCUUCUGCACCGAAUGGCCCGACAAGGGAAUGCCGUCGAAGGGCGGGAUCCCGCUAAAGCUGCGCCGCCUCACCAGGGAAGCGGGCAUGGGAACUGUGGUCGUCCACUGCUCGGCGGGCAUCGGUCGCACCGGCACGUACAUCGCCAUCGAGAUGGCCAUCCAGAAGUUGUUGAAGGGCAAGGAGGUGUCGAUUGUCGAAAUCUUCAAGGAUUUGCGCAACUGCCGGGCCUCUUCCGUCCAAAACACUGCCCAGUACCUGUACAUCUACAGCUCCGUCCUCGAAUUUAUUCUCACGCGCAACAUCACCCACAAGCCGACGCAGAAGAAGUUCCUCGACGAGCUGGCCGAGGUCAUGCAG